CCCACUCUGUCUGCACAUGGCUCUGGUACAAACUGCUACUCUGCCUCCUGCACAGCCAUCCUAUGUGCUGAGAGGUCAUAAUGCACAGAUUCACAGUGUUUGCUUUGUGCGCCAUAACACUCGCCUCUUGACUGGUGACGCUGAAGGUUGGCUCGUCCUAUGGAAUCUUGCUUCGAAGCGACCUGUCGCUGUAUGGAGGGGUCAUUCUGCUGCUAUCCUAGCUCUCUCAAGUUGGGCAGAUGACAGGCUGAUUACACAUGGAAGAGACAGUAAGUUGCAUGUUUGGCAACUAAAAGCAUCGGAUGAAUCUACCUUUUCUGCUGUUCUACCUGUAGAAGACUCUGUUACACCCCGCCAUGAGCCAUGGCUGCUACAUACAAUCUCGGUGAACACUCUCAACUUCUGUUCAUUCUCUGCUUGUGAUGCCUCUCCACCAGAGGUUGCUCAGUUAUCUCCUGAUGCCACCGACCAGGCUCUCCUUGUUGCUGUCCCAGGAGAAACUGAAGGCAAUAUAGACGUUUAUUCUUUGCCUUCUAAAGCAAAGCUCAGUACCAUCUGUGCCCCUAGCACUAUCAAGCUAGGUAAAUUAUUUUCUUCCCUUCUUCCUGGGGUUUGC
Molecule: messenger RNA, 616 nt
Organism: Aureobasidium musti
Lineage: Eukaryota; Fungi; Ascomycota; Dothideomycetes; Dothideales; Saccotheciaceae
Source: the annotation of a GenBank genome assembly